CUUAUGCUCCCAUAAAAAAGUUUUCUCACGUUAAGGACUUUUAGAUUAAUAUUAUUUAACAUUUACAUUUCUCCAUGAGCAAGAUGAUAUGUAAGAUUUCUAAAUUUCCGACUUUUGGUGGCAGUCUGAAAUAGUAUGUAUAAAGAUUUGUAUAUCAUCUUAACAAUUUUUAAUAAACUAUCUUAAUUUGAACAACAUAGUUCAAUAAUGUUGCAAUUACAUUACUGAAUUUAAAAUUUCAAACCUUAAUAUGGCAUGACCAAAUCAAUUCAACUCGUCAUUAAAUUCUGUACACUUUUUGUUAAAAAUAUCAUACUAAGUGAUUUAUUAAAUUUAUUCUAACGUUGGUCAGAUGCUGAGGUAUGAAAAAAUUGACUUAGAAACUUUUAUUUAUAACAAAUUUUACUACGCGUCGCCAAUUCGCUGAUGAUGAAAUUAAAAAAAGCACACUAAUUGCGAUAAAAAUCAAAUGCCAAAAGUUUUUAUAUGUUUUUGCAGUCGCAAAUUCGCCUUAAGUCGGUACAUUUCUUGAUUCAAAAGUAUUUCUAUUUGCUAAAUGCUCAGAUAAUUAAUUUUAAUACUUGGUACUAGAAUACAAGCAUCGGAGUAAAAAGUUAAAACGGUUAACCAUUUUUAGUGAAUUCAAAUAGACGAUCAACUUUAAUUUGGGAUAGUGAUUUUUGAGUUUUGAAAUGGUUAAUAUUGAAUAUUCUAAGCAAAGUUUGAGGCAAAGUGUCACACGGCGAUAAGUGCGGUUUGCUAACUCAUGGCUUGCAACCAAGAAAGAAGAAAAUCCAUUGUGAAACAGGUCAGAAGAAAAGUUUGAUUAUGAGUCGUCGUUAAAAAAAGGAGGUACCAUUCAAAACAAUAUUCAGACACAAAAUUUCGCAAUUAAACAUACACAAAACGAAAGAGAAUUAUAUCUUAAUCGCCUAAAAAUUUUAUGUUUUGAUAAACCAACCAAAUAUGAUUUUCCUGUGGAAGAAAAUAAAAUGGGAGAGAUUUUCAAACCAGACAUUCAGAUAACAGUCAGCAAAGAUUCCUCAAAGCAAUUAAAUACUGGAACUAUUCUUAACCCUGUUAUGAAAUUCCCUUUAAAAGAACCUUUAAUUACGAACAAACUUUCCGAACAAAGAGUUAAUAUAUUGCAAAGAUUUGGGAUCUUGACCUCUUACAUGGGACCGCUCCCACCAAAACUUGCAGGCAAUCGAUAUUCUGAUCACAUAAACAACAUGGAACACUUUCCCAUAACUAAAGUGAUCAAUGUUCAAAAAUCAAAAGAGAAAGGCAGCGACGAACUUUUUUUACACAAAAAAACAGAUUUAGCUACAAGUGCAUGCACAAUUGCUCUGAGAAUCAGCGAUGCUUCAUUUCCAAGAGUGAUUCAAUCUGGAAAUUUUGUUGAUGAAAAUUAUUAUGGGGAAAUAUUGUUAGAAACAAAUAAUGAAACAAAAACGAGGCUGCGAAAUAAUGUAUGCACAAAAUAUCAACAAAAGGAACCAACAUAUCGUUAUAUACAUUCUAUCAGUGACGGUGUAUUGGCAACAGAAGCGGCUAAAAAUAUCUCUUACUUGAGGCGGCCAAAAAAUGGCGACGAACCGUCGCAUAUCUUCAUAAAAACAAUUAAAUAUUCAAGAUCACCACUGCGAAUACAGUGCUUUGGCAAGAAUACGAAUAAUUUAAAGAAACGUCAACGACAUGUAUGUAAACGAGGGAAAAGAGCUAGUAGAAGAAUGAAAAUGAUAAAAAUGCCACAUCCACGGAGGGUCUCACAAAGUAGAGCACGAAAAAUUGAGAAAAUAGAUGAUUUCGUAUUUAAUACUGAAAGAAUUAGAUUUAAUAAACUCUCUGAUAUUCAUCAUAAAGGCCAGCAAGAGCCAUGGUCAACGCAUUUCGUUCACUCAGAAGUGUGCGACUCGUCGCUGCAGGAGGAUCUUAUUGUAGAUGGCCAAUUUUUUUGCGUGCCGUGUCAAACGCGUAUUCGGGUACAAUCUCUUCUUUAUUUAAUUGAAAAUUUGCCAAUUGCAAAUCUAGCAACUUCCACACCCGUAUCUAGCAACUACCGGCUAACCUUAUUAGAGUAUUCGGUGCCCACGAGCAAAACAAUUUUUAUUCUAACGAAAAACAACGAGUAUGAACGUUCGGUAGAUAAAUAUUUUUUUCUAACUAUAAACAGUGACGUCAGGACCGUUCUCUCCAUAAAAGAUGAAGAGGAAAAGGCUUCAACUAAGCUGCAACGAUUAUUGAAAACAAAUGUUUUUAAUGGAAACUUUGCUGUUGCAAUGCCACAAACAAAAAUUGAAGAAAAAGAAGAGAAUAAUAUUAGCGUGACUUCAUUUAAAUCAGAUGAGAAUUCAAAUCUAUGUUUCGACGAGCGAUUCCUCAAUGAAGUGAAAUUCGAAAUGAAUGAUACCAAUAUUGUGCCAAAUACUAUGACGCAAUCAUUGAAUGAAAGAAUUCAAUUUAUAAGUUCGUCAAAAGAAGCGGACGUAGCAGGUGGCAGCGGUAUUCUGUGUGCGGCAGCCGAUAUUUCGAAGUUGGCAAAUUUUGGUAAAAGGCGACGAGAACUUGUUACGUUACCCGUCUCUUGUUGCAAAGUCUCCAAUGAUGUGAACAAUUCUGUGUUGCCUACUCGCACGUUACUUCGGCGCCAGAGAAGUUUGAAGUUACAGAAUACGACAGAUAAGCAGGAGGACCCUAUAGAGAGACUCAAUCGACUACGUGCACGGAUAUCGGGUGCUUUAAGCGAAGUGAAGGGUGUGCUAAAGCACUACAGCAUAGAAGAGGGCAUAGAAAAUGCACAAAUUUCAACAGACUCUUUUCCAAACAUAAAUCUGACUAAUGAUUCGACAGCAAGAAUUGAACCAAACCAAAUUACAUCGUCAUUGGAAACUAUAAGAGAUGAAGGUCCAGUAAGUUUUCGAUUCGUUAGAAAAGUGCGUCGUCAAAGUGUUUUUAGUGAAGGCGACGUUGGAGAAAAGAAAGAGGCAGAAGAUGGAAAGGAUAAAAAUGAAGGAGAAACCAGGAGUUGUGUACCUUCACGAGAUGCUUCAAUGGAGAAAAAUUAUACAGACCAAGUUCCUUUAAUUCAACCAGAUUAUAAUCCUAAAAAUUGUAAUCAAUUAAAUGAAAAUAUCUAUUCCGGCUUUGAAAAUCAACUUUUAAAAAUAGGAAACCAAGCUACGCAAAUAACUGAUCGGCAAAAUGAGUUAAACAAUGGGGUAGAGAAGAAAGAAACAGAAUUAGGAGAGAGUACAAAUGGUGGAGAAAGAAAUAGUUGUGUACCUUUUCAAAAAGAUUCAAAAAAAGAAAAUUGUAUGCAGAAAGUUUCUUUAAUCCAUGCCGAUUAUAAAAUUAAAAAUUGUGAUCAAUUAAAAGAAGAUAUUUGUUUCGACUUUGAAUGCCAAUCUUCACAAACAGGAUAUGACGCGCCACAAGUAACUGAUCUUCGAGAAAAUCUAAAUCUUCAUUCUACGGAUGUGAAGCUUGCCCAUUUAGCGACGUUAAAAGAGGAAGCCACACCCGAUGGAACUCACGAAGUAAAUAACAUAAUAAGAUGUGAUACUAACGAUUUCCAUUUAUCGGCAAAAGAAAUUACAAGCAAGAAAAAAUUUAAUACAAAAUCGAUACGUGCCACUCGUCGUGCAUCAAUUGCCGUAGUUGAAGGCUCACAAAUUGACCCAGUGAUAAACACAGUCAUUCCUCUUGCAAUAAAAAUACAACGGCGACCUUCAGAUUCCGAAACGAUAAUCAAAAAAAAGGUAAAAGCUUCGGAAGCAGCCAACAAUUCAUCGACGAAAAAAAUCGUGAAAGUGAAACGAAUGCCCGUGAAAAAUAAGCUAGAUGUAUUAACAAAAAAAUUAACGGCCUCAAAUUCAGAAAAUAACCAAUGUAUUAUCAGCGCCAAGGGAAGUACAUCAAAUAACACAAUAUCUCAAGCGAAAACAACGAAAGAAUUAAGCGGAAUAGCAUUGCCAAAAACCUCAGAUAUAUUGUCAUCACAAUUAACGAUCGCAAUCGAAGUCAAUGAUGCACCACUAAGCAGUGCCCAAGAGCCAGGGGACAUAAAAAGCGAGGUUACGCAGCUGCUAUCUAUAGCAACAAAUAAUUCGCGGUCAUCUACUGAAAUUGUUGAUGCGAAUAGUGUAGUGGUGGCGGUGUUGGCAAGUCCGUUGCAGGCAGGCAAGGCGAGCAGUCGUACAAACAACUCAGAAAAUCAACCAACAAACCUUUUCGUAGACAACGGAAAAAUUGUGGAGGAACAAAACUUAUCCCACAGUAAAGAAAUAAUAGAAAUAAAGUCAACGAAAUCUACUGAUCCUCAGCGAGAUCUCAGCAUUAAGCACAAUUUUGAAGGAGUAGAGAACUCACAGCUGUUAGAAUGCAUAGUUAACGAUACGACUCAAUUAGAAGCAGAAUCUAUAAAUACAGACUUAGUUUCCACUGACCUUAAAGGUUUUGAACAACAAAGAGCGUUAAAAGCUAAACAACAUUACUUACCUCAAUUAAUAGACGAAAAACAAAUAGAUGAAAAAAUGCCAGAACUGCAGGUAUCUCCCACACCUGUGAAGCCGGUGCAAGCAUUUGCAGAAAACAGUGCUGAUAAGAUAAGUAUUUCAAAAAAGAAAACGGUAGUCAGAAGAAUUGCACGAAAGGUAUCAGUAGACAAAUCCUUAGAAAAAACUAAAGCAGAAGAGAGUCAAUUGGAAGAAACUGCAGUAGGUAAAGAAAACAAAGAAAACGAAAGGCUAAUAAUUGAAGACAAACAAACAGGUGUUGUUGUAAAUAAGGCGUCCCAAAACUCAACUUUUUGCAAUGAAGUUUCAACAGAAAAAGAGAGCUCUCCCGGAGCUUCCGCUAUAGCGCCUCCACUCGAAAAGCCUCGAAAAGUUAAAAAGAAAGUAAUUAUAAAACGACAGCAUCGGAAACUCUCGGUGGGCGAAAAUUCAUUCUUUAAAGAAGCUGAAGUUGUACAAGGUGCUACUGAGACUCUUGAAAAAGCUAUAGCCUAUGUUACAGAUGACGAAGAAGAUAACAAAGCACAGAUUGCUGAAGUGUGCCACCCAAUAAAGUCUUGCAUGAAAUCUAGGGAAUUUCAAGUGGGGGAUUGGGUCAUGUAUGGUGAACGAUUUCGGAAAACUCAAAUACGUUGGAAAAAAGGUCAAAUUUCUGAACGCAUUACGAGCAUUUCAUACAAAAUAAAAAUAGAUGACAAAGAAGUUUCCGCACAUAUCAGUUACAUUAAAAAAUACACGGGUCGAAAAGUUAAUUUCGGAGGUAAAGAAUAUCUAGAAAUCGACUAUGAACAACUUGCAGAAGAGGAGCGCCAGGCUCGUUCAUACAGCAUAUGGAAUAUGGUUUAAAAACUAAAAAUCUAGUCAAAUACUAAGUAUAUUUUACUCCAGUUUAUCGUCUUAUUUCAUUUGUAAAUAUAAAUUAGAAACAAAUCUUGUAUAUAAUGUUUCAGGAGAAGCAAUGCGGUUGUUGCAUUAGACUUGUACAAAACGUAUUGUAAAUAUUGUUGAUUUUUAUCUCGCAUAGAUAUUAUAUAAUAAUAUAUUGGCUUUUUCAUUAGACAUCCUGUUUAUAUUUGUAAAUAAUUCAUGAAAAUGCUAGUAAACUUUGAGAAGUUCUGUAGCAUAUACUUACGAGUACAUAUGUGUGUAUGCGUAUAUGCUUUGUACAUAAAUGCAAAAUGUGAAAUAUAUUACUUUGUUAGGGAAAAACAAACGGAAUAUAUGUAUUAUGUAGACAAAAAUUGUAGUUAACAGAAGUAAGGAAAUGGGAAUUAUUUUAAAAAUUAUGGUAUGAAUUUAUAUAAAUUCAUAUGUGGAUGCAUAUGUAUGUAUGUAUUUCUACAAUAAAUUAAUGCGUUUGCAUACAUAA
Ceratitis capitata (Mediterranean fruit fly) is the source of this 5886-nucleotide messenger RNA. RefSeq lists its product as uncharacterized. NCBI's taxonomy places the organism in Eukaryota, Metazoa, Arthropoda, Insecta, Diptera, Tephritidae. The record is from RefSeq and is a predicted model, not a curated record. The coding region runs from base 993 to 5363 and encodes 1456 amino acids. The transcript is spliced from 2 exons.